GUCAUGGAGAACAAGGAGCUGAAGCAUCAACAUAUGAGAUACUGUGUUGAACGUCCGGUGUUUCACGAACAAGAAAUUGGGCAUUCACAGCCCAGGUCCACUAAUACCAUACAGUCCCUUGUCGGUGCAGCCAAACUUAAAGUCAGAUGUUCUAGGUCAAAAGCAAAAGCCCUGUUGUUCCAAUUCCUCCCGAUUCUCCACUGGCUGCCUCACUACCCAUUGAAGGAAUGGCUUCUGGGAGAUAUUGUGUCCGGGAUCAGCGUGGGGAUCCUUCAGCUUCCACAAGGUUUGGCAUAUGCUCUUCUGGCUGGAGUGCCCCCUGUUUUUGGAUUAUAUUCCUCCUUCUUCCCAGUGUUUGUCUACUCUUUUUUUGGUACAUCUAGGCACAUUUCAGUGGGCUCAUUUGCUGUGGUCUCCAUCAUGAUCGGCAGUGUCACUGAGUCUCUGGUACCAAAUGACAACUUUAUAUUGCCGGGAAAUGAAACUGUCAUUGAUACCACAGCAAGAGACAAAGCCAGAGUGGAGCUGGUGGCUGCAAUGUCAUUACUGGUGGGGUUAUUCCAGGUUAUCCUGGGCCUUGUGCAAUUUGGGUUUGUGGUCACUUACCUCUCAGAGCCGCUAAUCCGAGGGUAUACCACUGCUGCUACUAUUCACGUGACCGUGUCCCAACUGAAGCAUAUAUUUGGCCUCCCUCUAAGUGAACGGUCACAUCCUCUGUCGCUGAUUUAUUCUUUAGUCAGUUUGUUCAGCAGAAUCCACAAGACGAAUAUUGGCACGCUUGUUGUGAGCCUUAUUGCUCUAAUAAUACUGUUUGCUGUUAAAGAAGUCAACCAGAGGUUCCAAUCCCACUUAUUUAUGCCCAUACCUAUAGAGCUGGUGGUGCUCAUCAUUUCUACUGCAGUAUCAUAUGGAGUGAAUCUUUAUGGAAAUUAUGGCGUAGGCAUUGUGGGGGAUAUUCCUACUGGGCUCAUAGCUCCAACAGUGCCUAAUGUUGAAUUUUUUGUACAUAUUGCUGGAAAUGCCUUUGCCAUUGCUGUGGUUGGCUAUACUAUUAGUAUAUCUUUGGCUAAAAUGUUUGCAAUGAAGCAUAGAUAUAAGGUGGACAGUAACCAGGAGCUGAUUGCGCUUGGAUUAAGUAAUAUCACUGGCAGCUUCUUCCAUUGUUUUGCUGUCACCUCAUCCAUGUCCAGGAGUCUUGUACAGGACAGUACAGGAGGAAACACUCAGAUUGCAGGAUCCAUAUCUUCGGUCAUUAUUUUGGUGAUUAUUCUCAAGGCAGGCGAACUCUUUACAUGUCUUCCUAGGGCAAUUCUGUCAGCUAUUGUCAUUGCCAACCUGAAGGGCAUGUACAAGCAGUUUUUGGAUAUACCUCUCCUAUGGCGGACUAACAAGUAUGAUUUGCUUAUAUGGAUUGUGACCUUCCUGUCGACCAUCUGCCUGAACCUGGACAUUGGACUGGCUGUCUCUGUCGUAUUUGGAUUGUUCACAGUAACUUUCAGGAAUCAGUUGCCUCAUUACUCCAUUCUGGGACAGGUUGUUGAAUCUGAUAUCUACAGGGAUGCAGAAGAAAAUACAUUGGCCAAAGAGAUCCCUGGCAUGAAGAUUUUUCAGACAAGCUCACCGAUUUACUUUGCCAAUGCAGAACUGUAUGCAAAAGCCUUAAAGAUGAAGAUUGGAGUAAAUGUGGACAAACUGAUAGAGAAGAAGAAGAAAGCCAUUCAGAAGAGAAAGGAGGGCCUGCAGAAAGUCAUCAACCUGGCCAAAAUGAUUCUGGCUAAAACACAAAAGGGAAUCGGAUUGGAUUUUUUGACAAACAAAGAAGAGGUUAUUGGAAGCCUGAAGACUCUGAGUGAGUCCAUUCCACAGAGUCCAGUUACCCUCUGCUCUUUAGGUUUGGAAAAACUUGACUUCCACUCCUUAAUAUUGGACUUUUCAGCUGUCAGUUUCAUAGACACAGUUGGAACAAAAAUCUUAAAAAAUAUUUUCAAGGAAUUUCAAGAGGUUGAAGUAUAUGUAUAUAUUGUAAACUGUUCCUCCUCUGUGCUACAACAGCUUGAGAACAGCAAUUUCUUCAACGGAAACAUCACAAGAGACUCAAUUUUUGCUUCAAUCCACGACGCAGUUUCGUACAUUUCCAGUGGGCAAAACAGCGAGUCCAGCUCUUUAUCAGAAAUAACUGCAAUAUGACCUGGAUUAUACUCUGGAGUCUAUAAGGUCACCAAACUACUGAGAUGGGUGCAAGAUGUAUAUGGGUUUACAUAUUGUGUUCUAGCAGUGACCCUUUCUUCUGUAUAGAACCUAUGUAAGCACUUAGGGAUGCGACACAAAACUUUUACAGAAUACAGUCCAACUGUAGAUGAACAUAAGUGGCACACACCAUUUGUUCUGUAGCCUUUUUUCAUUCAACAACAUGAAGAUGAAAUCCCUGACUGCCAUUUGACAUGUCCACAUGUUUCCUCAAGGCCUUGACACAUUUUCUGGCUCUUUU
Messenger RNA from Hyla sarda, 2488 nucleotides. RefSeq names its product solute carrier family 26 member 6-like. The record is from RefSeq and is a predicted model, not a curated record. Gene Ontology annotation, cellular component: membrane. The coding region runs from base 4 to 2187 and encodes 727 amino acids. Gene Ontology annotation, molecular function: oxalate transmembrane transporter activity; secondary active sulfate transmembrane transporter activity; chloride transmembrane transporter activity. Lineage: Eukaryota; Metazoa; Chordata; Amphibia; Anura; Hylidae. The transcript has 18 exons. Gene Ontology annotation, biological process: transmembrane transport.